Messenger RNA from Paralichthys olivaceus (Japanese flounder), 5718 nucleotides. The record is from RefSeq and is a predicted model, not a curated record. NCBI's taxonomy places the organism in Eukaryota, Metazoa, Chordata, Actinopteri, Pleuronectiformes, Paralichthyidae.
CGAACCUAGUGUGGGUUUUCUUACCCAACCUGCAGGGUUGAAGGCGUCAGUCCUGUCAGAAUCUGCCCCGGUGGGAAUUUGUGUUUGUUUGUAGUAAUGACUCAGUGGAUGUACGUCGUUGAUGCAACUUUCUCCAUGUCUCCUUCUCUCUUUAUCUAGCGGAAGGUGCACUCUACAAUUAUGGAGUUUUGAAAGGGAAAGUGAGAGUUUGGGGGGAAAGGAGCCCUUUCCCCUCAAGUUUGAUGGUUGGACUGCUGGACAGGAAGGUCAGAGGGUUUGUUGAAAGAAAACGUUGCCUUUUGUAAAUCAGUAGAGGAAAAUCUAUUUUUGCAAACACUCAAAUGUACAAUUUUGUAUAAAACUCAGAAUAAUUUUUUGUAUUUAUUGAAUUCUUAAUGCCAAUGUAUGCUGCAAGCACUUUAGUUUGUUUUCAAUUCUUGGUCAAAAUGGUGGACUGAAACAAGUCGCUCUGGGGUCGCUAGGGUGCAGUGGAACCUCAACACAAGCACAAUUCUAGCACUCCAAACCAUCUCAACCUUUUAUUGAUAAUUUUUUUGUCUAUGUACCUUUAGCCUCUUGGAGAGCAGCUAUAGUUUGCAAUUUUUCAUUGAAUUUAUUUGUUGGUGGUUGGCUGUGAGAAAGACUUUGUAAAACAUAAGGAAGGAUAGGUCACUGAAGAAUCAGUGAAAGUCAGGAUGAGUCUUGCACCGAAUAACUGCACCCCCAAAUGCCGCUCACUGCAGCACGCAAACGAUGUGAUAGCUGCACUGACGAGUGGCUCCGAAAGGCCGCUACGGGGAUUCUUGUCUUCACACUGCCACAAUGUGGCCACCUUGCGAGAUGACUUUGGCCGCACAGCCCUGCACAUGGCGGCCUCAGUGGGAAAGAAGGCCGUGCUGGAGUGGCUCCUGGAGAGUAAGAGUGCUGACCUGAUGGUGAAGGAUAAAGAAUCAUGCUGGACUGCUCUACAUCGCAGCGCCUUCUACGGACAGAUCCACUGUCUCAUAUCGCUAGUCAAGCAUGGUGGACUUCUGUCCACCCAGGACAAGGAGGGUCUGUCUGUCCUGGACCUGACGAUGAAGGACCGACCAACACAUGUUGUGUUUAAAAACACUGACCCAACUGAAGUAUACACAUGGGGAAACAAUACCAAUUUCAGUCUGGGCCAUGGUAAUCAGGAGAGCCGGCAGCACCCGGAGCUUGUGGAUGUGUUUGCCAGGACGGGAGUUUACAUCAAGCAGGUGGUUCUGUGUAAAUUCCACUCUGUGUUCCUGUCUCAGAAAGGCCAGGUGUUCACCUGUGGCCAUGGACAAGGAGGACGACUUGGCCAUGGAGAUGAACAGACUUAUCUGGUUCCUCGGAUGGUGGAGGGUCUGAUGUCCCACCACUGCUCCCAGGUGGCAGCAGCUAAAGACCACACAGUGGUUCUUACUGAGGAAGGAUACGUUUACACUUUUGGCCUCAACACCUUCCACCAGCUUGGCCUAGCUCCUCCUCCCACCUCAGCACAUGUCCCUAAACAGGUGUUCUCCAAGACCCUGAAAGGGAGGACGGUGAUUGGAGUUGCAGCAGGGAGGUUCCAUACAGUGCUGUGGACCAGGGAGGCUAUCUAUACAAUGGGACUCAAUGGAGGCCAGUUGGGUUACCUCCUGGAUCCUAAUGGAGAGAAGUGUGUGACAGCCCCCCGGCAGGUAUCAGCCUUGCACCAUAAAGAUGUUACCAUAGCCAUGGCAGCAGCGAGUGAGGGAGCAACAGUAGUGGUUACUGAGAAGGGGGACGUCUACUUAUUGGCCGACUACCAGUGCAAGAAAAUUGCUUCAAGGCAACUCAACAUUAAGAAGGUUCUCGUCAGUGGCGGCAGUCUGGACCACCGUGUGGAUCCACAGAUCCUGAAUGAGGGAGGAGGGGAAAAGGUGGUCAUCUUGGCGUUAGAUGAAGCUGGGAGAGUGUUCUGCUGGCGUUCUUCCGGCAGCUCGGUGAGACAGUGCCGGUGGGCGUACGGGCGUCAGGUUUUCAUGUCGGACAUAGCUCUCAGCAAGAACAACAUGAUGUUUGUGACUCAGGACGGGGAGGGUUUCAGUGGCGUGUGGGCUGGAGAAUAUAGGAAGUAUGGUGAGAAGAAAGAGGUCAGUGUGGAGGUUUGUGGCCAUUCAGAUGCUGGGACACUGUAUGAGCGAAUCCGCUUGGAGAAACUCCCAUAUGUCCACAGAGCUGUCAGCAUCACCAUGGACUCAAAAGGCCGAAAUUUUGGGGGGCUUCAGGCUGACCCCAAAACAAGCUUGUAUGAGAUUCCAAGCAUUUCUCCAUCCUGCCUCUUCCAACACUUCCGGAGCCUUCUGGAUGAGGCAGAUGAAAUGGACAGCAUCCACGACGUGACGCUUCAGGCCGGCAAUCGCACCUUCCCUGCUCACAAGUACAUCUUGUCAAUGAGGUCCGAGUUCUUCCAGAGGCUGUUCAUAUCCGAGCACAGUGGGGUUGGUGAUGAUCUCGAUCAGGAAGUGAGGAAGAGCGAAGAUGCUGUGGGCUGCGACUUACUCAUUUUAGAAAAAAUCCCGCCAGACAUGCUCGAAUACGCCCUCCACUUCAUCUACACAGACUCCUGCGAGCUGCUGGUGCACGGGGCCCGGCCAAGGGUCUCAGCGGCCCUGAUGGGUGAAAAUCAGGAUUCAGAGCAGGAGAGGCUUAUCAGCAGCCUGCAGGACUUGGGCCUGAGAGGUUGUUCAGCCCUGGAGGUGUACCGCUCCCUUCCCCCUGCUUCCACUGAAGAUGGCAACAAGGCCAAGAGCAAGGGCUCCAAGCCUGGCAAGAAGGUGAAAGGAGGCAAAGGUGACAAGGCAGGAGCCAACGGAGGGGCCAACCCUGUGAAAACUUUGCAGGGUGUUGCAAAGAAGCUCGGCCUGGGCAGCCUGUCUGCACGACUGGAUGGAGUCAAAUAUGAAAAUGGAAAAAUUGUCAUCAAUCACAAGAAAACUGGCAACAAACCCAAAUUCUGCCAGAGGAAGUGCUCCUACCUCUGUGAUGUUACUCUGAAAUCUGAAGACGGCAAAGAAUUUCCUUGUCACAAAAGUGUCCUCUGUGCAAGACUGGAAUAUUUCAACAGUAUGCUUGGAAACCCCUGGAUUGAGGCCACAUCGUGUAAUGCACUGGAGAUGCCUAUCAGCUCAGAGACCCUGCAGGUCAUCCUCGAGUAUAUUUACACAGAUGAGUCUCCCACCAUCAAAGAGUCUCUGAAUGUAGAGUUUGUCUGCAGCGUACUGGUUGUGGCCGACCAGCUGCUCAUCACACGACUGAAGGAAAUGUGCGAGGUCGUCAUCACUGAGAAUUUGACUCUGAAGAACGCUGCGGAGCUGCUGGAGUUUGCCGCCAUAUACAACGCAGAGCAGCUGAAACUCUCCUGUCUCCAGUUCAUUGUGCUCAACAUGGCUGCCCUGCUGGAGUCAAAAGCUCUGGAUAUUCUUAGUGAUGAGGUGCUUUUGGAUCUCUCUGCAGCUUACAUACGGAUGAUUCCAGCCAUGCAAAGGAGAGUGAUCACUCCGUUCAGUGGUGCUCCAGACCUAAGUGUGUAUGGAGAUGAAGAUUUGGACUCAGCCUUAAGCCAUAAACCAGAGGAAGAACUGGAUCACUCCACCAGGGAUGUCCUGUUAAAGAAGGCAAAGAUGAAGGCUAAAAAGAAACCAAGGCGUCGUUCUGACAGCUCAGGGGGCUACACUCUCUCCGAUAUCAUCCAGAGCCCACCUGUUACAGUGGUCACCCAGAGCCUGGUGAAGACAGGCAAGGCAAACUCCACAGAGUCUCUGCACGAGCUGCUCACAUCAGAUUCUGAGGGCAGCUACAUGGGGCUGGGCAGUCCCAGAGACCUGCAGUCACCUGUCUUCCAUGACAGAGUUGAGGAUGAGAAGGCUUUCAGUCAGAAGCUGAAGACUCCACCCAGCACCCCAACGUCACUGAGAAAUGGCCUCUCAACUUCCCCCAACUCUGCUUCACAACUCAUCCCCAAUGUUCGUCCAAGCCCUGCUCGUCCACCUCCAGUCUUGGAUCUGAGAACUAUCAUGGACAUGGAAGCCAACUCUCUGCAGACUCUUGGAGCAACUCCUAAAAGUCCUGGAAGUGUCAGCACCAGCAUGAAGCACUCCCCCGUUCCUACUAAACUGUCCCAGAAGCAGAGGAAGAUGCUGGCCAUGGCCAACAAGGAGGCCAGUGUGGAGUCCACAGCUUCCAAACCAACCCCCACAGCUACCCCAUCCAAAAGCAGUGGGAAGUCGUCGAUUCAACCUUUGUCCACGCACUUCAGUCUGGUUGCUUUCACUAUCACAGCAGAGUCAGAUACCCAUCCUCACUAUAUCUCUCUCUUUGUGUCACCUGUUUCUUCCCUCAGGCCCUGGGUGCUGGGUGCAGCGGGCAGCCCUCCCGGCCUCUCCCAGGUGGCCUUUGCCUCCAUCGUAGAGGAGGAGAAGCAACAGGAAGCCGCUCUGAUCCGCAGCCGAGAGAAGCCGCUGGCACUCAUCCAGAUUGAAGAGAGCGCCAUCCAAGACCUCCUGUUCCAUUAUAAGGCGCGUGACAACCCUGAUGAGCUGAUAGUGGUGGAGAGGUCUUCCAGAGGUCCCAUUGCAGCCCCAACCUGGAACAAACACUGAAGUUUAACAGCACAGACCACAUACCAUCAAAGGGAAAACAUCCCUUGGAGUCGUCAUUAUAAUGUUGGUAGAGUUCCUGCUGCAGCUUCCCCUCAGAUAUCAUCCAACCCUCACAUAUCAUCUGAUCCAUCAGUCCGUGUGAAGCCCAGUUUGAGAGACGAGAUUGAGGCAGAUCUCUGCUCCCUUCUGCAGUGUUACUUUAACUUCUGGUUUUUUUCUGCUCAACAUUGUGUGUGUGUGUGUGUACGCGACAGAAUGAGUGUUGUUCAUGACUGAAUGUGGUCCUGAAGAGUUGUUUUUUGAGCCAGGCACUACUUAUGCAUGUCUUUAAGUUAACUGUGUUAAAAUACAUGUCCCCAAAAAACAUUGCUCGUUAUAUGAAGAUGAAGUUGCCAAAGAAAAGAAGUUGGAAUGUUCAAGCCACAAAAUGGGUCCAAACUACAUCCCUUUGAGCGUUUGUUUGUUAAAUCAAUGAAAGUUCUCAAUGUUAAUUCAGAAAAUUACAGUGCCAAUGAUCAACCCAGGCAGAGCAGAUAAGCUGUGCUUAAGUAAAGUUAAGUAUUUACUAAGGCCGUACCUAUAGUUUCUUUUCAUGGUCCUUUUGCUGUUCUAAUACAUUGUUUUUUUUGCAUCUUCUGAUUUGCAGUGACAUGGUAAUGUAAUGUAAAUAUGCAUUUUAAACAUCAGUAAAAUGCCUAUUUGAAAUAUACUAUGUGAUGCAGUUACAGUGCACCAUUGAACUGGCUCUCUAGCCUUCAAAGUUUUCACACAAGUGUUUGAGGAGGUGGUAUGCCUUAAGUGAUGACAACACGCACACUGAAACAGCAGCUGGAAUAUAAACUUUUAUUCAUCCUUUUCUUUCUUUCACUAGUCUCCUGGUGUUUUUUGGCCUGGAGCCGGUGUAAGCUGAAUACUUCGCCCGUUUCUGGACCAUGUUAUGUUGCCUUGACUUGCCAUCUGUGUGUAUGUGAGAGACACAGGGAUGUGAAAUGAAAAAGGCAUGCAUUAAAAUGUCUCACCUGUGGAAUGACCCCGGUCUCCUGUCUGUGUUUCAGUUGCGAUUGCAGUGGGUGGAAUGAAAACA